UAGUCGGUCUUUGUGCAGCUCGCGUGUUCCCAGCGCGCACGUGGAGACCUUGAGGAAGCGCCUGAUGCGCACCUAAUGUACAAGAUACACGUGGCGUGCAAACAGCGAUUUUCAUAACCGACGACGUAGUUUUUCGCGUACGCCGUCUCAGAACACGGAAAUCCAGACCUUGGGGAGAAAUCACGCGCACUCCCGCUCCUCUUCUCGCAAUAAGUUAUCUCGCUUGCACGGUGACGUCAACUGUCAAAAGCUGCGAUCAUGGUCAUAGAUUUCAUAAUGAUCACUUUCUACUUUCGACGGGGAGACCGGCCUACCGCAUCCGCGACUCAUCAUCCUUGGGUAUACCUUCGUAUUCUCAACCGCGAGUCAAUGACACUUGACCCUCAGAGCAACGAAAGCGAUUUCGCGCGGAACGAUUAUAUCUUAUUGAAGGAGAUUCCGCCCGAAAUCGAGAGUAUUGACACAGCGUGACGUGUAGAGAGGAGCGCUGUCAUUAACUGAAAUAAAAUUUACAGGCCCAAGGAUGAGGCUCGUCGCGGCGAUUCUCGUCGUCGCUCUCUCGGAUGCAGCGGUGUGCGGCCAAGACUUCGGGGGUCACGCGCUGUUCGUGAGAACCGCGGACGCGGAUCCCGCACGCUCGAGAGUCCAACGGGCUGCUGCCUCGGUAUCGCCGGCAGAUGUGAUGGCACAAAAUAUCCUAGAGUGGAUUCAAGGCAUCUACCAGCAGGGCACACGUAAAAUUCGCCAGCAAUCAGAAUCAAAUGCGUACUUGCCGCCCUACAGUACCCAACGACCGCCCGAAAAACCGCGACCCUUCCAGGCGGCCACAAGCUCUCAACAGAACGAAGUAACGGGUUACACGGCUCAGCGGCCGUCGUCGCUUUACACCCCGCCGAAUAUCGGUUACCCGGCAUCUGGGCAGCCCUCCACGCCAUUUUCUACACCGAGACCGAGCCAACAACCUUCUUCAACGUACGUGCCGCAAGGCUUCAGAGGCUCCACGUCCUACAAUCCACGACCGAGCCAGCCCUCGUACUCUAAUGCGGGCUCGUCGGCCUUUCCGCCACUGAAUUCCCCGGAAUCGUCGUCCACUUACCUUCCGCCGCAGCCGCCGUCUUUUCCAUCGACCAGUCCAAGACCGCUUCCUUCCGAACCCACUGGACCUUCGGGACCCACGGGACCUUCAAGACCUUCAGGACCCCCAGGACCACCCCCGACAAGAGGCUAUCCUAGUCCAGGUUAUCCCAGUUCAAACGGGUUCACUUCGAUGCCUGGAUACUCGACUCCCGGAAGACCGUCCCCUCCCUUCACUACACCAGGUGAAAUUGGCGUAGAUGCGGGUUCUAGUGUUGGUGUCACAGGAGAAGGUCCUCGAACCACUGAAACUGAAACUGGUGUUACAAGUACUGGUACUGCAGAGACCACUCGAACUGACGACGACCUCAAUCAUCCCCCGCAUAUCCACAGCCUUGAUGUCCAAUGCAGCAAGACCAUGAUGACAAUUAAUAUCGAAUUCAAUCGCGCUUACGACGGUAUUAUUUAUUCCAAGGGAUACUUUAUGAAUCCAGAAUGUACCUACGUAAGGCAGAAUUCUGGAUUAACGCAGUAUUCUUUUACUGUGAAUCUAGACUCCUGCGGGACUCAAUUCAUCAACGAUUUCGAGGGUGAAGCUGGUCAGGCUUAUUUGGAAAACGUCCUCGUACUACAAAAUGAAGUCGGCAUACAAGAAGUCUGGGACACAGUUCGACGAGUACGAUGCCUAUGGGAAGGAAACAUCAAUAAGGCUUUAACGGUGAAUCUCUCGGUAGAUAUGUUAAACCAAGAGAUCGUUACCUUUAGUGGCGAUACCGCGACGGCCAAACUGGAUAUUCAAAUCGGCAAAGGACCUUUCGCAGCCGCAGCCGAUGGACUCGUAAAGAUCGGAGAAACAAUGACGUUAGUAGUCUCCGUGGAGGGCGAUCCUGGUUUCGAUCUUCAGGUGCGCGACUGUCUGGCGCGAGACGAAGCUUCGACCAACAUGCUGCAGCUCACUGACGAAAGAGGCUGCAUUUUGAAACCGAAGUUGUUCGGCGCUUUCCAGAAGACAAACGAUACCGGCAAUACAGGCGCUUCUAUCAUCGCUUACGCGUUCUUCCAAGCCUUCAAAUUCCCCGAUGUCAUGGAUUUGUUCAUCGAAUGCAACGUCGAGCUAUGUAAAACUAAUUGCGAACCUUGUCCGGAAGCAAAUCAACAAAUCGAGCCAGGAAGACGUCGUCGAUCGAUAACGUAUGCACCAUCUUCGAGCAACUCGACCAAUUCAAUUCUGUUAUCGGAUCCGGUUCGUGUCGGACGGCGUUUCAAAGUAAUCAUGUUGGACGACUUGAGCGCGGCGUCCAGCCAGGUCCUGGAUAGUAUGGAGGAAACGGCUGUCGAGGCGAUGGUAAAAGCGAAAGAGGUCUGCAUGAGCACCAGUGGAUUUUACACGACCUUCAUUCUCAUGUUGAGCACACUCUUCAUCGCGACUAUAAGUGCGGCUGUGCUGUAUGUUAAAUUACAACGAAUUCGCAGACCGAAAUUCGUGGAUUCGUAAGAUGGUAUUUUAUCGUAAUAAUACCAGGAAAGUAGAAAACGAGCGCGUGCCAGUAAUCAAAUAACAACUUAAACAGUAAGAGACUAUUAUUUUAGCGCUUCGCAAUCGCUCAAUCGUGAAGAAAUUGCUGAACAUCGAAAGAAAUAGCAGUUGACAAACGACAGAAAUUUUAUUCAGCUUGUUGCUUCUAAAUAUUUAUCAAUAAAUUCUCACAAAAUGUUACUCUUACCCAACCAUAGAAAUUUUAUUCUGCACGAUAGCAGAACAGGGAAGUAGCCAUAUUUUACAUAUCAAUUUAUAAAUAUCUAACAAACUACUCGUGCAGUCCUCGGACGACGAGAGUGCUCAUUUCGCGUAAUGCUUCAAUACCGAUGCGAUAUGGUAUUUAUUGCGAUAUUUCAAUAUCAGCAUAAUGUAAAUUUUAAGUAUUCGAAAAUAAAUUAUGAUAUUUG
This is a messenger RNA of Vollenhovia emeryi, 3021 nucleotides long. RefSeq lists its product as uncharacterized. NCBI's taxonomy places the organism in Eukaryota, Metazoa, Arthropoda, Insecta, Hymenoptera, Formicidae. Bases 524 to 2569 code for a protein of 681 amino acids. The transcript has 9 exons. The record is from RefSeq and is a predicted model, not a curated record.